This is a messenger RNA of Nicotiana tabacum (common tobacco), 1692 nucleotides long. Its product is annotated as serine/threonine-protein kinase SAPK7-like. Gene Ontology annotation, molecular function: ATP binding; protein serine/threonine kinase activity. Gene Ontology annotation, biological process: protein phosphorylation. NCBI's taxonomy places the organism in Eukaryota, Viridiplantae, Streptophyta, Magnoliopsida, Solanales, Solanaceae. The record is from RefSeq and is a predicted model, not a curated record.
GUAAUGGAAUCCCAUACCAAAGGCCAUCUCUCUCGUCUACUCUUUCCCCCACGUGGUCUCGUCUUUUCACACACACAACAAAGCACUCUCUCUCUAUAGUAUAUUUUUUGACUGUAUUGUUAAUUAAAGGUCGUUUCAGCUGUUACCUUUCAUUUGCCAGUUGGGAAGUUAAGUUAUCGCUUCUGUCCUCCAUUACAUUUUCACACUCUGUAUAUAAUAUAUCCAUCUAAGUAAUAUAUACUAGUAUAUAAUUCAUCUGAAAUCCCACUGGACGAGCUAGUCUUUAACUAUAAAUACACCGAGAGUGAUCGAUCACUUAAUUAGCUUCCCUAUUCAUUUUUCUGCAUCUUGUGCAGUCUGAAUAUAUCAUAAUUGUACGUAUACAGAAAUACGUAUACAGAUCGAUCAUAGUACGUUAUUAAGCAAGUACUGUACAAGAAUUAGCUAGGCUUUUAGCAAAGUUGAAAGAUGCAGAAUUACGAGGUAGUAAAAGAGUUGGGAUCUGGGAAUUUUGGGGUGGCCAGACUCAUGCGCAACAAAGAAACCAAACAGCUUGUUGCCAUGAAAUACAUUGAACGUGGUCGUAAGAUUGAUGAGAAUGUAGCAAGAGAAAUCAUAAAUCAUAGGUCACUCCGCCAUCCAAAUAUAAUUCGUUUUAAAGAGGUGGUUUUAACGCCAACCCACUUGGCAAUAGUAAUGGAGUAUGCAGCUGGUGGAGAGCUCUUUGAUCGGAUCUGCCAAGCUGGUCGAUUUAGUGAAGCUGAGGCUCGGUACUUUUUCCAACAGUUGAUUUGUGGAGUCCACUACUGUCACAGCAUGCAAAUAUGCCACAGAGAUUUGAAGUUGGAAAAUACACUGUUAGAUGGAAACCCAGCACCUCGUCUUAAAAUUUGUGACUUUGGUUACUCCAAGUCAUCUGUAUUGCAUUCACGACCAAAAUCGACUGUUGGAACUCCGGCUUAUAUUGCACCAGAGGUUCUCUCUCGUCGAGAAUAUGAUGGCAAGUCGGCAGAUGUAUGGUCAUGUGGAGUGACUCUAUAUGUCAUGUUGGUGGGAGCAUAUCCUUUUGAAGAUCCAGAUGAUCCUAAAAAUUUCAGAAAAACUAUUUCAAAAAUAAUGGCUGGUCAAUACAAAAUCCCAGACUAUGUUCACAUAUCUCAGGAUUGCAAGCACCUUCUUUCUCGAAUAUUUGUUGCCAGUCCUAUCAGGAGAAUCACACUAAAGGAGAUCAAGAACCAUCCAUGGUUUUUGAAGAGCUUGCCAAAAGAACUCACAGAACCAGCCCAAGCAGUAUACUACAAAAGAGACAAUCCAACAUUCUCCCUUCAAACCAUUGAAGAAAUCAUGAAAAUUGUAUCAGAGGCUAGAAAUCCACCACCAUCAUCAAGAUCUGUUCCAGGCUUUGGCUGGGGAACAGAAGAAGAAGAAGAUGGAGAGACGACCAAAGAAGAAGAAGAAGAAGCAGAGGAAGAAGAAGAAGAAGAUGAGUAUGAAAAACAAGUUAAGCAAGUUCAUGCUAGCGGAGAGUUUCAUAUCACACAAGAAGCUAAUUAAUUUUUCACUAUAGUGUAAUUUUGAUGUGUAUUGUGGAACUAAUACCAUUACUUGGCAACAUAACUCUAUUUCCCUAAAUCAGCAAAUUUCAAAUGUACUAAAUAGUGUUUUCUUGAUAUUCUACUUAUAUUUGACUUA